Ziziphus jujuba (common jujube) is the source of this 1850-nucleotide messenger RNA. RefSeq names its product protein BYPASS1-LIKE. Bases 429 to 1625 code for a protein of 398 amino acids. Lineage: Eukaryota; Viridiplantae; Streptophyta; Magnoliopsida; Rosales; Rhamnaceae. The record is from RefSeq and is a predicted model, not a curated record. The transcript has 3 exons.
AUAUUUUAUUUAUUAAUUAUAACUUGGCGUGGUUUUCGGUCUUGGAAUUUGGGGUAACCAAGCGAGGGACUCUCAGGUCCUUCGCCAGGUUUCAAGAUCCCGUGUUUAUAUUUGAUUCCUUUAACACAUGUUUACCCUUGCUCUCUACAACACUAUUCUUUGAGACCUACAUUCCUCCCAACCAAGUUUCGAGAAUUUUUGUGAUCUGGGCAUUCAUCAUCAUCAAUGGAUGAGGUGUCUGGAUCGAACAAGUUGCUACUUUCCUCGUAGCUAGGUGGGCAUCGGAAUGUUGAGAGAAUUUGGGGUUUGGAUUGAUGAAUUCGGCUGAACCACAGAUGGGUUUCUAUUGAUUUUUUUUUUUUUAAAGAUUGUGUUUUUUUUAAUCUUUGAUUGUCCUGAGGAUUUUGUUUCAGAAAUCUUUUUGAACAAUGCCCUCUACGGACAAUUCGGGUUCUUCCUCUCCUCUGGCGUCAAUUGGUCGAACCCUUCGGAGUCGUAGACGAGAACGAGAACAUUCUCAUUCUCAUUCUCAUUCCACUGACUCUAAUCACGAGUCUAGUGCUCUGGAUUCAGAGCUCGAGUCCUUCCAACAACAAGUUGCAGAGCGAUUUCAGGACCUCUCUGCUGUUAGUGCCGAUGAAUUAUUGUCAAUAUCAUGGAUUCGAAAGCUUCUUGAUAUGUUUGUUGGUUGCCUUGAGGAUUUCAAGGUUAUUCUGUUGAAAAACAAAGGGCAGACCUCAAAAUCACCAUUGGACCGCUUCAUUGAUGACUUCUUUGAAAGAAGUGUGAAAGCUCUUGAUAUUUGUAAUGCUGCUCGAGAUGCCAUUGAGAAAAUCAGGUUAUGGCAGAAGCAUUUGGACAUUGUUCUGAGUGCCUUGGAAAAUCGCCAAAGGGCAUUGAGUGAGGGCCAAUUCCGUCGAGCCAGAAAGGCUCUGAUGGAUUUGGCACUCAUGAUGCUUGAAGAGAGAGACUCUGGUUCAAUUUUCUCCAACCGAAAUCGAUCUUUUGGCCGCCAUCAUUCAAAGAAGGAUCAACACCAGAGUUCAUCAGGGCAUUCUCGUUCUCUCUCCUGGAGUGUUUCCCAUUCUUGGUCUGCUGCUAAGCAACUCCAAUCCAUUUCUAACAACUUGAUACCACCCCGUGCAAGCGAUGUUGCAGCUACAAAUGGGCUUGCAAUCCCGAUUUUCACUAUAAGCUCUGUGCUCAUGUUUGUUUUGUGGGCUCUUGUUGCUGCAAUCCCUUGCCAGGAUCGUGGUCUCAAUGUCCAUUUCACAAUCCCACGGAAUUUCUCAUGGGGAACUCCAUUUCUGUCACUUUACAAUAGGAUCUUGGAGGAGUCAAAGAAGCGGGAAAACCGGAAUGCUAAUGGGUUGUUGAAGGAGAUUUGUCAGGUGGAGAGAUGCACAAGGCAUAUGACAGACUUGGUGGAUUCAGCUCAGUUCCCAUUGACAGAGGAGCAGAGAAUGGAGGUUGAACAAGGAGUUCAGGAGUUAACAACAGUUUGCGAUACAUUUAGGAAUGAGUUGGAUCCACUGGAGCGCCAAAUCAGAGAAGUUUUCCGUAAGAUCAUGAAUUGUCGAACAGACGGUCUUGACAUACUGAGUAAGCCAAAUGAUAUCGAAUAACCGAGUUUUUAUAAAGUUCUAGUGAGUAUCAAAGUGUAUUAUUUCUGCGUAUAUGAAUUUUUUUUUUUUUGGUCAUUUAGCCAGCCUUCUGCAAGGAGAAGGCUUUAUAUGGUCAGCCAGUAUAAAAGAAAACUAAGCAGGCAAUUAUUUUUCUUGUAUUUAUCUCUAUACUUUCUGUAAGCAAAAUAGUAUUCAAAUUGGAUCUUUUUGUUGAUUGGUGCUGCU